CGCUCAAAUGUGUCCUCCGCGGAGACCGUGGGGUUGAUUACGAGAAGGUCUGAAUUAAGCAGGUUAUGGAAAACGUAACUUCAGUGACGGACAGAUUCGUCCAAAGAGAAUAAACAGACCCACUGAGUAAGCACUAUAUUGGAAAAGGAUGGCGUCCCCUUCACCCCAUGACCGCAGCCGUAAAGACGAUGAUGAGGAUGACCCUGUUGAACAGAUGAUCUCCCGCACUGGCUGUGCUGAGCUGCACUAUGCUGUGCAGGAGUGCAUGGCUGAACACCAGGACUGGCGUGUGUGCAAGAGCCAGGUGCAGACGUUCAAAGACUGCAUGAUGAAUUUCCAAAUUGCACGGAAGGAACAGCUUAUGAAGCAGCGGCAGCAGCAGCAGCCAGCCUCCACUGAGUCUGCACCCAGCUGAACUCACAUCACCCCCUGAAAAGACUGUACAGAACUUAAUUAUUGUUCAAAAAAUAAAGUAUGAUCAGCUACAAAAAAAUCUUGAUUGGACUUUUAAGUGUGUGUGUGUGUGUGUGUGUGUGUGUGUGUGUGUGUGUGUGUGUGUGUGUGUGUGUGUGUGUGUGUGUGUGUGUGUGUGUGAUAAGUGAAAUGGGGGUACAGAAAUGCCAAAGACAUGUUUGAGGUCAUUUAGAAAUCGUGUCUCUUAUAUAGUUUAUCCAAAAGAGACAUGUGGAAAGUUAAUGUUUCAAUUGUAAAUGUUGCACUCAGUACAUAUCUUUGUCACUACUGUAUUGUCUAAUUUAAGGAAUUCUUAAGGGACAAAAAUGUUUAUGUUUAUGAUUCAUAUUUAUAUAUCGAUCUAUAUAUAAAGCUAGAUAUAUAAACAGAAAUGCAUUUAUACAACUUUUUUUUAUUGAAUAUUGAUCUACCUAAUAAAUCACAA
Molecule: messenger RNA, 898 nt
Organism: Anoplopoma fimbria (sablefish)
Lineage: Eukaryota; Metazoa; Chordata; Actinopteri; Perciformes; Anoplopomatidae
Product: cytochrome c oxidase assembly factor 4 homolog, mitochondrial-like
Exons: 2
Coding region: 149-415 (88 amino acids)
Biological process (GO): mitochondrial respiratory chain complex IV assembly
Cellular component (GO): mitochondrial intermembrane space
Source: RefSeq, a predicted model, not a curated record